AUGGUCACUUCUCGAGACACCGCAAAGCUCACGCUUCGACCCGAGAUUGGAGAUGAUUUGGACGUCCAGAUAGCUAAUUCAAACAGAACGGCCGAGAUUGCGGCCAACGCCCCGCGAUACCGUCGGAAGAGCUCGACUUUCAUCGAUGCCAUCCACGAUGUCACUGAAGACCAGGAUAUGGCCCCGGCCCAGCUCUAUAGCACUAUGUCUGGACGACUCUUCCAUUCCGGCAGGAUAGCAAUCGUCAUGGUUGGUCUGCCAGCCAGAGGCAAAACCCAUAUCUGUGUCUCCAUGGCACGGUACCUUGCCUGGCUCGGAGUCAAGACGCGCAUCUUCCAUCUUGGAGAUUAUCGGCGUGCCACCGUUGGUCCUGGCGGCCAUGUGCCAGAGGAUUACUUCUUUCCAAACGCCACACCCUCGUCCGUCAUGCUACGCCAGAAGAUCCUCAAAAAGUGCCGUGAGGACAUCUAUGCCUGGCUCAAUCACGAGAAUGGCCAGGUCGCCAUAUACGAUGCUGUGAACCCUACAGCUGCUGGCCGCCGGUCCCUCGCCAAGGAAUUCGCGAAACACGACGUUCAAACGCUGUUCCUCGAGUCCUACGUCGAUGACGAUAGGAUAUUGAGGGAAAAUGCAAGGAAUGUCAAAAUUCAUUCCCCCGAUUUCCAUGGCAUGGACCCGGACGAGGCUGCCAAACUCUAUCUUAGACGCAUCGAGAUGAAAAUCCCCGUCUUCGAGACGAUGAACGAGAAUGAGCUGAACUAUGUGAAGAUGAUUAAUGCUGGACAGGGCUUCUUCUACAACAACGUCAGCUUUAACUACCUCUCACAUCGAAUCGUCUUCUACCUUACCAAUUUGCACAUAAAAUCUAGAACAACAUUCUUCGUCCGAGCUGGCGCCGCGACAGAAGAAGACUCGUACAAAGCUGAUGGCGGUCUGAGCGAGCCCGGCCAGGCCUAUGCUAUUAAAAUGACCGAGACUCUCAUCAAACAUCGCGAGCAAGAACGGCAAACCGCUAUAGAGGCUGGUGGGGCUAACAUUCCCUUGAAGCCCCUGACAGUGUGGACAUCGACUAGGUUGCGAACGGUACAGACCUCGAAACCUCUUCAGGAUAAAGGCUACAAAGUCCGACAGCGGUCUCAGAUGAGCCAGAUUAAUCCUGGCGUUUGCGAAAAGCUUUCUGAGCGAGCCAUCCGUACCAUAUAUCCCGAUGAGGUAGAGAAGCACGAGCUGGAUCCGUAUCACCAUCGUUAUCCGCGAGCAGAGUCAUACCACGAUCUAGCCGUCCGCCUCGAGCCUAUCAUCCUCGAGCUCGAACGGGAGCAAAACGAUCUCCUGAUCAUUGCACACGAGUCCGUUCUCCGUGUACUUUAUGCGUACUUGAUGCACUGCAGCACCACGGACAUCCCCAAGCUGAAGUUCCCUCGCGACGAGAUCAUCGAGAUCAUCCCGGCAGCAUACCAGAAUGAGGCCAAGCGUAUUCAUAUUCCCGGUCUAGAUCCGAGGAUGGUGCCUGGCUCGCCAGAGGACAUCCGCAUUCCUGUACCGAGCAUGCCCCCUAGUGGGACUCUGAGUCCAAUACCGGGUUUAUCUAGUCCAUUAGAGGGACAGGCCACUCCUGUUUCUAUGGAAGGGCAGAGACCGCCGGAGAAAGUUAUCAAUAAGGCAGCGGAGAUGGUCGCGGAUAAGGUUGCGGAUGAGGAUUGA
Diaporthe amygdali is the source of this 1704-nucleotide messenger RNA. RefSeq names its product 6-phosphofructo-2-kinase. Gene Ontology annotation, cellular component: cytosol. Gene Ontology annotation, molecular function: 6-phosphofructo-2-kinase activity; fructose-2,6-bisphosphate 2-phosphatase activity; ATP binding. The coding region runs from base 1 to 1704 and encodes 567 amino acids. The record is from RefSeq and is a predicted model, not a curated record. The transcript is spliced from 5 exons. Gene Ontology annotation, biological process: fructose 2,6-bisphosphate metabolic process; fructose metabolic process. NCBI's taxonomy places the organism in Eukaryota, Fungi, Ascomycota, Sordariomycetes, Diaporthales, Diaporthaceae.